GUUAAAGCAGGCACUGAAGAAAGAGCAACCAAAUAAAAAGCAGCUUCAGGAGCAAAGUGGACCCUCCUGAAAUUAAAAGACAUGUCUUUCUUCACCAGAGUUUUGACGAUGAAAUGCAAGCAGACACUUGAAUGUGAGAGGACUUACUUUUACCAGGCGCUUUUUGGCAGCGGCAGCAGGUUUGCCGGGCAGCCCCGGCCGUGCAGCAGCCAGUCGCUGGCGGUGCGGAGCAGCCCGCGGGCAGCGGCGGCGAACAAAGGCGAGGGGCGCGGAGCGGAGCUGCUGGAGCCCCCCCCGCGCCGCCUGGGCAGGGUGAAGAGCCUGCACGAAAUGCCCGGACCCAACACCCUCUACAACCUCUACGAGUUCUUCUGGAAGGACGGCUUCGGCCGCAUUCAUGAAAUCCAGCAAAAACACACUCAGGAAUAUGGAAAGAUCUUCAAGUCUCACUUUGGUCCCCAGUUUGUUGUAUCCAUUGCAGAUCGAGACAUGGUUGCUCAAGUCCUCCGAGCAGAAGGCAGAGCACCACAAAGAGCCAACAUGGAAUCGUGGCAGGAGUACAGAGAUUUACGGGGGAGAGCCACGGGGCUCAUUUCUGCGGAGGGGGAGCAGUGGCUAAAAAUGAGAAGUGUACUGAGGCAAAAAAUUCUGAAACCCAAAGAUGUGGCUGUUUACUCUGAAGGAGUCAAUGAAGUUAUCACAGAUUUAAUUAAAAGAAUCCACACCCUCAGAAGUCAAGAGGAGGAUGGGGAAACAGUGACCAAUGUUAACAACCUUUUCUUCAAAUACUCAAUGGAAGGUGUGGCGACUAUUCUAUACGAAUGCCGGUUGGGCUGCCUGGAAAACAACAUCCCACAGCAGACUGUUGAAUAUAUUGAGGCUCUGGAAUUGAUGUUUAGCAUGUUUAAGACCACUAUGUACGCAGGUGCUAUUCCCAAAUGGCUUCGUCCACUUAUUCCAAAACCCUGGAGAGAGUUCUGCAGAUCCUGGGAUGGACUCUUCAAAUUUAGUCAAAUCCACGUUGACAACAAAUUGAAGGCUAUUCAGUCUCAGCUGGACCAAGGAGAAGUUGUGAAUGGUGGGCUACUUACACACCUCCUAGUGAGUAAGGAACUUACUUUGGAAGAGAUCUAUGCCAACAUGACUGAAAUGCUUCUGGCAGGAGUGGACACAACCUCUUUUACUCUGUCCUGGGCAAUAUACUUGUUGGCAAAGAACCCAGAGGUGCAGCAACGUGUUUAUAAGGAAAUAGACAAUAAGCUGGGGAAAGAUCAAGUUCCAGUUGCUCACGAUGUCCCAAAAUUGCCUUUGAUUAGAGCUGUCCUGAAAGAAACCUUGAGGUUAUAUCCAGUAUUGCCAGGAAAUGGAAGAGUGACCCAAAAAGACUUGGUCAUUGGAGGAUAUUUGAUACCUAAAGGGACCCAGCUGGCACUUUGCCACUAUGCUACUUCAUACAGUGAAGAAAAUUUCUCAGUGGCAAAUGAGUUCCGACCUGAGCGUUGGCUGAGGAAAGAUAAUUUGGACAGAGUAGACAACUUUGGCUCCAUCCCCUUUGGUUAUGGCAUUCGAAGUUGUAUAGGAAAAAGAAUUGCAGAGCUGGAAAUCCAUCUUGCACUGAUCCAGUUACUUCAGAAUUUUGAAAUCAAAAUUUCUCCCAAAACUGAACCAGUUCGUGCCAAAACUCAUGGACUUUUGACUCCUGGAAACUCCAUCAAUGUCAGAUUUUCUGACAGGAAGUGAAGCUCAAAUGUUUUGGAAGUAUAAGUACUUCCCAUUUUCAUGGAAACAGGUUUGCAUUUUGUGCAAGUUUAGACCA
Ficedula albicollis (Collared flycatcher) is the source of this 1816-nucleotide messenger RNA. RefSeq names its product cytochrome P450 27C1. The transcript has 9 exons. Gene Ontology annotation, molecular function: heme binding; iron ion binding; monooxygenase activity. Bases 82 to 1740 code for a protein of 552 amino acids. Lineage: Eukaryota; Metazoa; Chordata; Aves; Passeriformes; Muscicapidae. The record is from RefSeq and is a predicted model, not a curated record. Gene Ontology annotation, cellular component: mitochondrial inner membrane. Gene Ontology annotation, biological process: glucocorticoid biosynthetic process; cellular response to peptide hormone stimulus; cortisol metabolic process.